CUAAACAACUCUGCCCUUUUACCAGUUGAGCGCCUGUCCGAAGAAGGAAUGAAUGCGGCACCGUUCACGUGACCUUCCGAGUAACGCGUGUGGGGAGUUUAUCUCACUUGCCCUGUCGCACCCGCAAAACUCGAACAGGCUGCUCACCCCACACCCAGCGCCCGCAUAGAGGCCUAUCUGCUUAUCAGCAACCACGGCGCCUUGGAAACGGCAAAGGUACAUCAUUCGCAAGGCCAGCACCAGCCGGGGGCCCCUCACUCCAGCUCUUUUGUCAUGUACACCGACUCCCGCCGUCCCCGUGGCAGCGGCCCCCACCGACGAGGCGGCCGAGCCCCGCGCACCACCAUCGACAAGGAGUUUCUAAUCUUCGGCUACGGCUGCCGCCUGUUCCGCGAUGACGCGCUCGCGGGCAGCAUCGAGCGCGGCGAUAUGCUGCAGGCGUGGCGCGGGACGGUUGGGGAGGGGAGGGUGAUGAUUGAUAGGUAUGAUGUACGAAAUCUGCUCGAUGAUCUAUCAUCGUUUCCAGACGACGACCUUGACAUCACGGGCCAGUUCCAAAGUCCUCGGGAACCGAGUCCUCCCAUCGUCAUCGAGGUUCAUGAUGACAGUGAUGACGAAAACACAGACACCGUCGAUCCCCAGACCGGCACCGACAAGGAGCUAGAUCACGAGCGAUACCAAGACCUCGACUCCGAGGAAGAAACCCUCUUCGACAUGUCCGAAGACGAGCGUGACCUCUACGUGCAAAACAAACGCCGAAUGCGCCGUAUGGAAGCCGAUGGGAAACGAUGGGCGCAUCGAUACGGGUCCUCCUCCCCCUCCUCCGAAGAAGGCGUAGGCUACGAAAAACCCCACCCUGAUACCCACCCACCCGAGGAAGACACCGUCCAACCCUCCGACCUCCCCUACCCACCACUCGCAGGCAUGCGCGCCCCCUCAACACUACGACUCGCGUCGAUCAUCGAGAAGACGGCGAAAUUCAUCGCGGAGAGCACCAACCCGCAAACGGAGUUUAUGGUGAAAGCGAAGCAGGCGAGCAAUCCCGAAUUUGAUUUUUUGCAAGUGGGGCAUGAGCUAAACGCGUAUUAUGUGCAUGUGAGGGGGGUUAUGAAGAGUGGGCUCGUGGGGCUGUUUGCUGGGUAUGGGAGUGGGAGUGGGAGCGAAAGCGAAGGUGGCGAGGAGGAUGUGGCGACGGCGCCCGAUCCCAUCAUACCGGCAGGAGAGGGGCCGGCUAAGGGGUUAGUGCCCACUGGGGAAGUGGGAGAUACCGCUCAUACCACCGCCACACUAAAAUCCUUCCCCACCCCCGCCGCGCCUGAACCACCACCGCCGACACCAAUCGACCCAACUUCACCACCCCCCGACCUGCAAACAGUGAUCCAAAAGCUCGCCACCUUCGUCGCCCGCGCCGGCCCGGACCUCGAACAAAAAGUCAAAGCCAAACACCGCGGCGACCCGCGGUUCGCGUUCCUGGUGCCUUGGAACCCGUGGCAUGCAUAUUAUGUUGCUGUGAGGGAUCAGGCGAGGGAUAGGGUUGCCGGGAAUACGGUUGAUGGUGGUGGGGCUGGGGAGAUUGGGGGUGGAGUGGGGGCUGCCGCGGUUCUUGGACCACCUGCUGAGACCGCGGAUACGUCGGUGACGAUACAAAUGGCGGACACCGACGCGGGAUCGACCGACGAAGAGCGGAAGGCGGCGAAACGUGCGCAGGCGAGGGCGGCGCUGGAUAAAGUCCGCGGGCUGAAAUUGCAGGGACGCAAAGGCCCUCCUCCGGAGGCGAGAGCUCAACUCAAAUCGCCAGGAGGGGAAGUAAAAGGUGUAUCUUUGUCGUCGGACGCUGGAGGGGAUGUGAGGGGGGCGAGUGGGGGUGAGGACUAUGCUGUUGAGGCGGGGACUGAGAUACGGAUGAAGAGCAGCAAGCCCGACCAGAGUCGCAGUCCUCGCCGCAUGCGUGAUCGGAGUCAAAGUCCCACCCCAACCGAGAGUUCGAAACCGCGGAAAUCUCGUCACCAUACCCGGAGCCCCAACCCCACACAAUCCUCAAGACCACCCAAAUCCCGCCACCGUACCCGAAGCCCCACCCCGACCCAACGCUCGAACUCAAACUCACGCAGAUCCCGUCACCCUAACCGGAACCCCAGCCGCGACUCUCGCACAUCCCGCCACCAUCACCACACUCGGAGUCCCAGCCCAACUCGCCCCGCCAAACGACGACGCCGCAGUCGCAGUCGCAGCCGUAGUCGUGAUGCAACUACCACGGACCGUACCCGGCACCGUCACCGUCACCGUCAUGCAUCUGACCAUGGUCGGCACCACCGCGACAAAAGACGGCGCAGCAGGUCUAGAUCUUCAUCGUCGUCCGCGGCCAAAGACCGGCGACGCUCACAAUCACGAUCGCGGUCAAGACGGCAUGCAUGAUGCCCACGCGGCGGCCACGCGAACACCGAACGGCGGGGGGAGGAGUGAGGAAGCGGCGAGAACGGCGUGGUGAAGAGCGAGGGUGGGGUUCGGCGUAUUCACGGCAGGGCGGGAGACGGAGGAUGGGUUGGGAUAUGACUUUUUAGGUAUUUGUAAAUGCAAUGGGAUGGAAUGGAAAUGUAGACUGGAACGAUGAUUGUUUAGGUCUUGCGUUGUGAGGAAAAGGGCCGUCACACCAACUCCUGGUGUGGGAUGUCUUCUGGUUGAAAGGGUCUCCACACCACCCCGUCGAGUGUGAAGUCGAAGUCCACAUGAAGAAGAACGGGCUGUUUAAACCGCAUUGCUCCCACGUGACCGCACCCUCCAUUUAUAUUCUGGCCUCUUCUCUUCCAACGAAACCC
Messenger RNA from Fimicolochytrium jonesii, 2816 nucleotides. RefSeq lists its product as uncharacterized. The record is from RefSeq and is a predicted model, not a curated record. Gene Ontology annotation, biological process: RNA processing; mRNA 5'-splice site recognition. Lineage: Eukaryota; Fungi; Chytridiomycota; Chytridiomycetes; Spizellomycetales; Powellomycetaceae. The coding region runs from base 274 to 2415 and encodes 713 amino acids. The transcript is spliced from 2 exons. Gene Ontology annotation, molecular function: RNA binding.